AUGUCUGACUUUGAUAUAUUCGAUUACGCCACCAAGUGGUAUGUUUUAGCGCCAGCAUUGAUUGUCCUUUAUGCCGUAUACAAAAAAGUUAACGAGGCAUACUUGAGGAAAAAGUUGGGUGCAGCCAAGGAAGCAAAUUGUGAAAGUGAUGGAGCUUUCGGAUUCAGACUCCCAUUCUGGCUUAUUCAAUGGAAAAAGGAGGGAACCAUUAUUGACAAUGCAACUGAUAGAUACGCUGACAUCACAAAUCCAAAUGUCCCUACACUCUCUUUGAAAAUCUUUGGUGUAAAGCUUUGGUCUACCAAAGAUCCUGAAAACAUCAAGGCAAUUUUAGCUACCCAAUUCAACGAUUUCUGUCUAGGAACUAGACACCCACAAUUGAAGCCAUUAUUGGGAGAUGGUAUCUUUACUUUGGACAAUCAAGGAUGGAAAGAGUCAAGACAA
This is a messenger RNA of Lodderomyces margitis, 444 nucleotides long. Its product is annotated as ALK2. The record is from RefSeq and is a predicted model, not a curated record. The transcript has a single exon. The annotation marks the transcript as partial. Gene Ontology annotation, molecular function: heme binding; oxidoreductase activity, acting on paired donors, with incorporation or reduction of molecular oxygen; monooxygenase activity. Lineage: Eukaryota; Fungi; Ascomycota; Pichiomycetes; Serinales; Debaryomycetaceae.